AUGCGCAGUGCCACUCCGUCCGCCUCGGUAAGGGUGUAGAUCCUAGCUCGCGCUGGAACACGGGAACAGCGAAUAGAUACAGUAUUCUUACAUAUAAAAAAAAAACAUAAAAAGAAACGGAUGUGCCUCCGAAAACGAAACGGAUACCGUCCUCCUGACAAUUUUAAUGCAAAAAUUGAGAGGUCCGUGGCCAAAGGGGGGAUGACAUGCGUGUUCCCAGGCUGUUAACAUCGCUGAGGAUUAUAAGACUAUUAGACUGCCAAGAGCUGUCAAGCCAUGAUGGACAUACUGUACACAGGCCCUGUCCCGGCAGACGGCGAGUCUCCUGUGGCUGUCAGCGAGAUGCCGCCCAGCCGGGCUCGACGGCAGACCAACACACAGAGACCGAACACAUGCUGCUUCUGCUGGUGUUGCUGCUGUAGCUGCUCAUGUCUCACCGUUAGGAAUGAAGAGGACAGAGGUAGGAAAUCCCUGGAGACACGCCUGGAGACCUUUCAAAACUGUGAAGAUUGCACCAAACCAACAUUAGAUGAGAUAAGUGUCUGGGCUCAGUCGUUCGAUAAGCUGAUGAAGAAUCCUGCAGGUCGGAACGUGUUCAGGGAGUUCUUAAGGACUGAGUACAGCGAGGAGAACAUGUUGUUCUGGCUGGCCUGUGAAGACCUCAAACAGGAGAUGAACAAGAACACAGUGGAGGAGAAGGCACGCAUGAUCUACGAGGACUACAUCUCUAUCCUGUCCCCCAAAGAGGUGAGUCUGGACUCCCGGGUGAGAGAGGUGAUUAACAGGAAGAUACAGGAGCCUACUCCCCACACAUUUGAGGACGCCCAGCUUCAGAUCUAUACCUUAAUGCACAGAGACUCCUAUCCUCGCUUCCUCAACUCGUCUAUAUACAGAUCACUGGUUCACCAUGGCUCCCACACCUCCUCAGAGUCCUAGGUUCACAACAUUUCACUCACUCACACACACUCCUCGCUCUCUCUCUCUCCCUCUCAGACUCCUCUCUCCCUCUCCCUCUCUCCCUCUCAGACUCCUCUCUCCCUCACCCUCACAUUCAUCUAUCUCUCUCUCU
Molecule: messenger RNA, 1069 nt
Organism: Oncorhynchus tshawytscha (Chinook salmon)
Lineage: Eukaryota; Metazoa; Chordata; Actinopteri; Salmoniformes; Salmonidae
Gene: rgs19
Product: regulator of G protein signaling 19
Exons: 6
Coding region: 277-936 (219 amino acids)
Source: RefSeq, a predicted model, not a curated record